Messenger RNA from Rattus rattus (black rat), 747 nucleotides. It is a transcript of the gene Nhlrc4, whose product is annotated as NHL repeat containing 4. Gene Ontology annotation, molecular function: protein binding. Bases 13 to 747 code for a protein of 244 amino acids. The record is from RefSeq and is a predicted model, not a curated record. NCBI's taxonomy places the organism in Eukaryota, Metazoa, Chordata, Mammalia, Rodentia, Muridae. The transcript has 2 exons.
GUGCACAGCUUCAUGUUAGGACCAACCUGCGAGCCUCUUGCUCCAACCUCCAUGCUAGGUCUGGAGGGCCCUUGUUGGGUAGGUCCAGGGCCUGAUGGAGGCUUUGCUGUGAGUGAAGAGUUUGGGGAUGUACAAUUGUUUGGCAGUGCCCACCAGCCUCUGGGCUCUCUAGGAACCCUGACUGGGCACAGCUUUGGUCAUCCAGCGGGUGUGUGCUGUGAUGCAGAGGGUAGCAUUAUUGUGGCCGAUGAGCAGAGGCAACAAGUGACUCUGUUUCCCCGGGUUGGGCCACCCAUCUGCUUGCCGUUGGAGGGACUAAAGAGGCCCUUGGGUUUGGCCUGUGCACCCCAGGGCCCACUAGUGGUGGCAGAUGCAGGGGACAACUGCAUCAAGGUAUACCAGUAUCUGGGGGGAGAUGGCCUGAGGGAGCCGUGCGCGCGGAACUCUCGGGCUCAGGCAGUGGACAGCCCGGGCACGUUUGGGGACCGGACCGUCGCGCGACAACGCGCGGAGCCGGCGGAAAUGGUGCUGAUGUCCCGCGGCGGGCCUGGGAGCCGCGAACACUGUCGUCCUCCCGGGCCCGCCGAACGCGGUGCUCAACCAAGUCCCUUCCCUAUCGCCCGGGUACGCGGCCCGGGGGAUCAGCCGGUGAGCACUAGCGGGGACCCGGGCCCGGAGAGGAAGAGGAGGAAAUCCCGAGGCAGCGCAGGCCUCUUGGUCCUCAGUGCCUGGUGCCUAAGACUGUGA